GUAUGUUUCACUUUGACCACACAACUUUCAUAAUUUCUGCUGUUUUGCGCUGCUGUUGCUUCGCUGCCCUCUGCAGUACGGUACCACUACCGGUACUAUUACUCAUAAAGGUCGUACGAUUGGAGAGGUGGUCAGGGGAUCAUGGCAGCGCAAAAUCCUUCGGAAGAACAGCAGGGUUCCAAUAAUGCGGCUGAGUUCACGGUGAUGAUCAUUGCCAGUGGCCCGCUGCGAAAUGGUGGCUUUGUUCAUGCGGUUGCCGUCACACAGCCUGUCCAAUCUUGGACCGUGCUUCGCAGUCAAGACGAUUUCUAUGCUGUCAGUGACGUUCUUUCUCAGUUGCUACCCUCUGUUCCAGCUUGUCCUGUCAUAGUAGACUCGGGUACCGAUGUUGUUUCGGUUGUCAAUGCACGAAACGAGCUGCAAAAAUGGUUAUCAGCAGCCUUAACCCAUCCUGGUUCCACAGAAACCUUGGCGGUGCGAAACUUCUUGACAUAUGGUGCCAACAUUAUUCUCCCACAGUUUGAAGGGGUGUCAUGGACUAGUUUUGACGCAGAAGGUGCUGUCGUCCCACCUGCAAAUUCCAAUCAUCAACAGGAGACUAGCUCUACCAGUUCUGGAGCAGCGGAAGGUGGAAACCAUGGUGGUGGUGGUGCUGGCGGUGGGGUUGGAAAUCUAGAUGAUAUGGAAAUGGACGACAUGUUCCUAGCGGAAGACGACGGAGGCGGCCUGGACGCACAAGACGACACGGAUGAGGACGACGAAUACAUCAGGCCAUCGGUGCGUUACAAGCCGACAGACGAGGCAAUAACUGAGGAUGACGAACUAGAAAUGAUGCAAAUUGCUGCCGAAGUGGAAAUGAUAGAAGACAUUGGUAGCUUAGCCCAGAGCCUCGGGGCUUCACAUUUGGGACGUUCUUUGCAGUUGCAGGCAGAAAUCGCUACUCGUGACAAUCCACAAGAUAUCAAAACGCAACAAGCUCAAUUUCAGGGAGAAGGACUUACACUGGGAGGCAUCGGCUCAGCAGGUGGACGCUCUGCGGUUGGAGGAAUUCACAGCGCCAUGGAAAAUGCUGAACCAGGAAGCUCGGCUGAUCCCUUUGGAAGCAAAACUCCAGAAUCAGCCCCGCGAUUGGAUUCGUUUAAGAUGAUCAAAGUAAUUGGGAAGGGAUCAUUUGGAAAAGUAUUUCUCGUCAAGGAACACAAGACGAGUUCAUUGUACGCACUUAAGGUUCUACGAAAAGACAACAUCAUCAAGCGCAAUCAAGUUGAACACACCAGAACUGAAAGAAGCGUGCUGGGAUACGUUAAGCAUCCCUUCAUUGUUGGAAUGAACAUGGCUUUCCAGUCCAAGGACAAGCUUUAUUUCGUAUUGGACUACUGCGCCGGUGGAGAGCUCUUCUUCCAUUUGGGAAAGCUGGGGAAAUUUCCGGAGGCUCGCGCUAGGUUUUAUGCGGCGGAAAUAAUCUUGGCCAUUUCCUACUGCCACCAGCUCGACAUUGUUUAUCGUGACCUCAAACCAGAGAAUGUCUUAUUGACAGCAGAAGGCCACAUCCGUCUGACAGAUUUUGGGCUCUCGAAAGAAGGCAUCAGCUCCAGUUCCAGUGGUGCCAACAGUUUCUGUGGAACUCCCGAAUACCUAGCGCCUGAAAUCUUGAACCGACAAGGCCACGGCCGGGCAGUUGACUGGUGGAGCCUCGGAGCCCUGCUGUACGAAAUGUUGACCGGGCUGCCACCCUUUUACUGUCAAGACCGAGAGCGUUUAUUCGAGAAGAUUCGAAAGAGUGAAUUGCACUACCCUCCCAGCAUCCAACGUCCCGCCAAGAUGAUGCUGAAGGGAUUGCUGACGAAGGAUCCGACUCGUCGCCUGGGCAGUGGCCCGUCCGACGCAGAAGAAAUCAAAGGCCAUGAAUUCUAUUCGGAUAUUGACUGGGUCAAGCUUGCCGCUGGCGAAGUAUCCCCACCAUGGCGCCCUCAAAUCAACGGCAUUCUGGACACGAGCCAGUUUGACAAGGAGUUCACAAACAUGCCGUUUUGCAGCCCUCACAGCAUGCAGAGGAUGCAUGGGUUCGGAGCUACACCGGCAGACAACCAUUUUGAAGGGUUCACUUUCACAGACAGGAUAUUGCAGGGACCAGGCGCCAAGGCUGGCAAUUAGUGGCAAGGGCUACAGUGAUGCAGCUCAUGUUCCAUCCAUCCACACCCCUGGAUUCGUUGCGAGCACAGACACGAACGGACCUGAAGCUGGCCAUCAUGCUCACGUGCUCCGCGCUUCGCAAACAUAGGACCGGAAGAGACCGACUGCAUAAUCUUCUUCUUUCAUGAUCUUCAUUCCCGAUUCGAGGAUCAAGCGACCUACAUCUUGAUUGUACACACAGCCCUUACCACCAACCGCAGCGGCUACGUUGGCUGUCCCGUCUUGGUACAGCCCAAGCAAUGGGUUCGUAGACCUGCUGUUCUCCAAGAGCAAAACCCGUCCUUUUCCAUUUGUAGAUGUAAUAUGUAGUGAUUUGUUUGUAGCAUCGUUAGCAUGCAGAAAGUGACUUUUCUUCGAAACUUAAAUGCACAAGAGUUUGUGAAGCUUACCUGUACUUUUCACGACCUGUCUCAUUUCGUUUAGACUUCUCUUGGU
Molecule: messenger RNA, 2628 nt
Organism: Seminavis robusta
Lineage: Eukaryota; Bacillariophyta; Bacillariophyceae; Naviculales; Naviculaceae
Source: the annotation of a GenBank genome assembly